CACCGACUGAGUGCAUGAGCGAUUGCCCAACGAAGUACCUUUCUUGCAUUCCUCAGUCCUGUGCAGCUCGGGUGGUGGUCUAGAAGUUUCUGCUUGUAUCAAUGUUGUAGUAAGUCACUUUAUCUGUUCGUGUUCUGCGAAAUGUAGUUCUAGGCCAAGUUGUUUUCGUCCGCAAACUACGAGCUGGUGCUGCUAUUAAGAGGAAAAGAAGAUAUGAGACUUGAAUUUUAUUUUUAACUGGCAUGAUCUGCAACUACCUGCCUGCCACUUACGUCUAUCUCGUGUUCCCACGAACCAAAAGAAACAAAAUUUUAAUUUGCGAGCACAGUACACACAGCACUUCGGUUAAAGAUGAAGAAGAAGAACGUAUGGUAGAGAAUGAAUCAAAAGUCGGUCUUGCAUCGUACACAUCAGUGACACAUCACUUCACUUCUUCGGUCAGUUGUCGUGCCGGCCUAAUUGCGCCCUCACAUUAUUCGGUAAUUCGUGCAACUCUUUCCGGUAACGCGGAACAAGUAGAGUAACAGCAAUUUUUGUGCAACUGAUUAUAGCUCAAGCCUCAACCUAAUCCUAAAUCGUCCAAGAAGGAAAUAAAGUCGUUCUCUCGUGCUGUAGCUGUUUCAUCUUCUUGUGACUGGCAAAACAAUUUCCAAACUGGACAAACUCUUCAAACUAACGCCCAUGACAACAGGACCACAAGCGGUGCUUCCUUUUAUGAUAUUUCUCAGUAUCAAAAUUUUGUAUCACACGAUCAUCAAGUUCAAGCUCACGCACGACGAGCCACGAUGAAAAUACAUCUUCAACCAGCAAAACAUUUCACUUAAGAAAUUCUUCUUUAUCGGCUUUGAUCUCUUCCUCUUCUCCCCAGAAACUACAACGUCACCUCUAAAAGAUGUUGAUGUCCCAGGGCGUUGUCCCUUCCCCGCACGGGCACGCGCAGAACCGGGUGGACCAAGAGCACCAGGAGGUCGACCACCAUGGGCACAACGCACAGCAUCAAGGCGGCGGACACAGGAACAUGUUCGGCCGGGAGUUGCUCGGCAGAGGGCGGUUUCGGGAUAAAGGCGAUGCGGGGUCUCCGAAGAAACCAGAGUCCACACGCGUCCGUCUCCAAAAACGGCAGUCGAAAUUGAAGCCGAUCAUCCCCGCGAUCCACCCGCAAAGCCGGAAGAUCGCUUUGUCCGUGUUUCUAUGAACUGCAAAAGUAUCGUACUCGUAUAAAUGCAUUACAAAUUUCCUCAGCAUGAGGAAUAAAAUUUGUAAUGCAGAUUUGCCUUGGAAACAAGAUUUGUAAUGCAAGACAUGCAUUAGCAUUUGUACGAGUGCGAUACUUUUGCACAGGAUAGUUUCGACGGUUGUUUUCGAUUUUAAACACAAGAUACGGGUCCGUGGAAACGAAGGGGGAAAUCCCGGUGUUGCACUUCGUCAGAGCGAUGCAGCGGUUCGCGAUCGUGAUUGGGCAGAAGAAGCGGAAGAAGGACGCGAUCGAGGAUGAUGACGACACGGCCGGGGUGCCGGAAACGGGCGAAGAAAUGCGGGAAAAGGAAAAAACGCAAAAGAUACAAGCGGACAACUUUGCCAGCUACGACGUGGAUGGGAGCGGUAUAAAUACGAUGAAAAAGAUUUUACUUUUGAUUUCAUUGAUCAUUUUGUCAUGCUAUUGCUAAACAUCCAAAAUGAAAAUCGCGUGAUGUGUACAACAUUGGCAUCCCGGUUUUUCUUAGAUUCCGUUGCGUCUGCUCUAUGUCUCAAUCGAAUCUUCUCUCAACAAAAAUCAGGUACCGUCGGCUGGUGGGAGUUCGUGUCCGCGUGGAACAACAACAAUUACGAGAUUCGCCACACCUUCCUCGAGCGCAUUUUCCUGACCAUUGACGACCAGACGGGGUCUCUCAUCGGGUACAUCAUUUCCACCAUUUCCCUGUCCAUGAUCGUGCUCUCUUCCUGCUGCUUCGUGAUCGCGACGCUCCCGUCGUUAACGGUCCGCACGGACCACUGCGAGGCCGUCUGCACGCCCCCGUACUCUAGCCUGCCCCCCACGACGGACCACUACACCCACAACGAGUGGUGCAACGAGAACUGCCACCCGGACCAGCCGGACUACUUCUACACGCUGGAAAUUUUCUGCGUCAUCGUUUUCUCGUUAGAGUAUUUCGCAAGGUUGUUCACCUGCCACGCGGUUCGCACGGAGUUUCUGAAUGACGACACGAUGAUCGACAUGAUUUUGGGAGAUUUGUCGCUCCGAACGAAGACGAAACGGGAGCGAAUUAUCCACUUCGUGACCCAGCCGCCAAACAUCGUCGAUUUGCUCGCGAUCGCGCCGUUCUACAUAGAAAUCAUCGCGCAGUCCGACGCGAUGAAGGGGAGUGUGAUCUUGCGGGUGAUCCGGUUGAUCCGGUUAGUCCGGUUGAUGAAAACCGUGAAGUACUUCGAACAACUGCGGAUCAUGGGCCGGGUUAUCAAACGGGCCAUGCCGGGGCUGUCGGUUCUGUUCUUCUAUUUGUGUUUGAUCGUCGUCUUCGCGGGCUCGCUGAUGUUCCACGCGGAAGCCGGGCACUGGAACAACGAGAAACAAGAGUUCCAGCGCUGGAACUGGCAGGCCGGGGAGUACGAGCGGAGCCCGUUUCGGUCGAUUCCACAAUCGUUUUGGUGGACGGUGGUGACGUUGACGACCGUCGGGUACGGCGACAUGGUGCCGAUGACGCUGCUGGGGCAGGCGUUGGGCGCGGCGACCAUUUUUCUCGGGGUUUUGGUCCUGGCGAUGCCCAUCUCCGUGUUGUCGUCCAGCUUCUCGGAGACCUGGCGCGAAUGGCACGAGGAGAGGAGGUAUUGAGAAUGUUAUUGAGCUUGAAGUUGUGAUUUACAAGAAAUGUAGCUCAUUUUAUAUUCGAAAAUAAAUCCGCAGGCAAGAACAAGCGACAUCCGCAACAAGACCAGUCAGUUUAUGUUCUUGCUACUUCGUCCUAUAGAAGCAUGAUUUCCGCAUGACAGCCUGAUGAAUUUUCCCUAAAUCCUAUAACCCCAAGAACCUCUCAACAACGAACACCAGGCUCUCCGCGGCGCACGAAGCAGAGGAGCGGGAGGCCAUCGAGGCCGCGCUGUCCUUCCGGGACCCGAUCCUGCAGUUUCACAAAAUCAGCAUCGACAUCUACGACGAGGACAACCACGGUGACCACGAUUUCCUGGGCGAGGUCGAGCUAAACCUCGACGACAUCGGCACCGGUCCGUGGAAGCAGGAGAAACACGGCGCCGCAAGUGGCCGGUACUGGAAGUCCAUUACCAUGGAUUUGAUGCCGAAUGAAUACAAGAUUGUCGGGACAAAGCGAAAAGUCAUUGUUGGGCAGAUUGACCUGCAGAUUUCCUGGGAGCCGGUGAAACCCGCGGACAAACUUGACCCCGAACUCCCGUCAGAAGCGAUCUCUACCCCGAGCAAGAGACGCGCAGAGCCCUGGGUCUACAACGGGGAAAAAUUGUACCCCGGGACGCUGUUUUUGAAAGUGAUCAGGGCAAGAGGGGUGAGAAAUGCCGACGCCACGAUGUUCCAAACCUUAUGCCCAGGAUUACAUUUAUGGAUGUGUCAGGAUCGAAAUCGACAAAAUCGAAAAAUUUGUGAUGCAUAAAAUGUAGGGCACUGGAGGCCUGUAUUGGUGAGCAGGCAGAUGAGACCGAUUGUAAGCCUGUUUAGGGGUAUGCAAUGUGCUGCCAGAGUAGCAUGACAGCAGCAGGCUCCUUUGCCCAAACAGCAUGACAAACUGGAUUUGAGUGCUCCCCAAAUGUGUCAUGCGCCACUUACAAACUGAGGCGUCAACUGGUAUCGAUUUUAUGCAUCACAAAUUUUUCGACUUUGUCAAUUUCGAUCCUGACACCCCCAUAACAUUCCCAAAUGUCCCUCGGCGGUGGGUCCGACCCGUAUGCGCGGGUGACGUAUUGGCCGUUCCUCCCCUCGAAGCAGGGCAUCAUCGAGGAGAUGACGGUGAAAACGAAAACCAUCCAAGACACAACCGACCCGGUGUGGGACGCGGAGUUUCAGUUGCAGUACAACUGGGACCCAGAACUGCUGAUCGAGGACCAAGAAAUGCAGGAAGGGGGUUCGGACACCGGAUCCGGCCCUCAGAUGGCCAGCACCCGGGUGUCCGGACAAUUAGCGGACCCGAAUGCGAACCCGAUCGACAGGCUGGGCUCCAUGAUCGCGGCCGACGGCAUGCUGAUUGGGGAACUGACAAAACGGUCCAUGGACGAAAUCGAAGAAUUGUUCCGGGAUGUGAUGCAAGAUUUCUUACACCACCUGGGCAUCGGAACAAACGGUGGGCACGGGCCAACUGGAGGUCACCACCAUGGCGGCGCUGGUGGUGGUGGGGGAGUCAAUAACGCAAUAACGUCCUCGGGCGCAGCCGGUACUGCUACAGCCGGAACAGGACCGGGCAGUGCAGCAGCCGGCGCUCCAGGAACUAAUGCUGCUGGAACAUCUUCAAACGGCGCAGCAAAUACAACAGGAUCUACAGCACUCGCCGGAGCUAAUGCAAUAACAGCAGCGAAUAACGCUCCUGGUGCUGCAGGAAUUAUGCUGAACAACGGAAUUAAUAACAAUGCGAUGUCCAACGAGUCCCUCCAAUCCGAAGUGCACUCUCUCCGGAAGGAGGUGAGACAAUACAAGACGGAUCUGCAGAAGAUUACGCAGAGCCUCCAGGAUUUGGUAGACGUGGUCAGAAGUAACAACGGAUCAACUUCCGUGACUGGCAAUAUCAAUCCGGGUAGCAACUAUCCCAUCGGAAUGAGCAACGGCGUCCCUGGUGGUCCAGGAACAUCAACAUCAGCAGGAACCAAUUUCGGAAUGGGAGGUGGUCCGUCAGGUUUGAACACAAGUAACUUCAACAACCCAACAGGGGGCAAUGGACAGAAUGCGCAACAAAACCAGCCGUUUUACGCGGCGGGAAUGGGGCUGGGCUGA
Molecule: messenger RNA, 4945 nt
Organism: Amoebophrya sp. A120
Lineage: Eukaryota; Dinophyceae; Syndiniales; Amoebophryaceae
Source: the annotation of a GenBank genome assembly